Messenger RNA from Erythranthe guttata (spotted monkey flower), 1581 nucleotides. Lineage: Eukaryota; Viridiplantae; Streptophyta; Magnoliopsida; Lamiales; Phrymaceae. The record is from RefSeq and is a predicted model, not a curated record.
AUAUUCAAAAUCAAAAUUAAUAUGACAUAUAUUUACUGAAAUAAUGCAGAUAUGGCAGCAACGUUCUCACAUAUCUCCAUCCUCAUUAUCCCAUCACUCAUCAUAAUCUUCACCAUUUUCAUCAUCAAACAAAUUCAAAACAAAUCAAGAAACAUUAAUCUCCCACCAGGCACAUAUGGUUGGCCCAUUCUCGGUGAAACACUCGAAUUUCUCAACACACGUUUCGACGGAUUACCACAUAAAUUCGUCCAAGAAAGAGUGGACAAAUACAACUCCAAGGUUUUCAAAACUUCACUCAUGGGACAAUCCGUAGCCGUCCUAUACGGACCGUCCGGCAAUAAGUUUUUGUUCAGCAACGAGAAUAAGUUGGUCACUGUUUGGUGGCCUAGUUCCGUCAGGAAAAUACUCGGAACAUGCAUAUCCACAACCGGUGGUCUACAAGGUAUGCACAUGAGAAAGAUGGUCUCUUACUUUGUCUCUCCGGAUGCAUUUACUAAGCUCUACAUCAAGAAAAUGGAUUUGACAGCUCAACAGCAUAUAGCUAAUCAUUGGCUAGGCAAUGAUGAGAUUAAGGUUUUUGAAGCCAUCAGAUUGUACACGUUCGAGGUGGCGUGUCGGUUGUUUAUGAGCAUUGAAGACCCAAUGCAUAUAGAUACGCUUGCUACACUUUUUAAUGUUUUCAUUAAAGGGGUUAUUUCGAUACCUAUAAAUUUUCCAGGAACGAGGUUUUUCAAAGCAAAGAGAGCAACGAAUUCGAUCAGGAAGGAACUUGAGAAGAUAGUCAAACAUAGGAGAGUGGCUUUGGAAGAGAAAACAGCUGUACCUUCACAGGAUCUUCUGUCUCAUUUGCUUUAUUACCCAGACGAAAACGGAAAGUUCAUGUCUGAGGAAGUCAUUAUAAAUAAUAUACUGAUGCUUCUCUUUGCGGGACAUGAUACCUCAAGUUCUGCUCUAACAAUGUUGAUCAAGUAUCUUGCACAACACCCUCAGGUCUAUCAGAAAGUAUUAACAGGUCAGUUUUCUUGUUUUUUUCUUUCUCCUUGCCUAAAAAUCGAGGAUUUAUCUGAAUUAAUUGGUAUAUGGAGAGCAGAACAAAAUAAGAUAGCAUCAUCGAAAAAAGACGGGGAGUUUCUGGAGUGGGAGGAUUUGCAGAAGAUGAAGUACUCAUGGAAUGUGGCAUCCGAAGCAAUGAGAUUAUCGCCGCCAUUAAUAGGUGCAUUCAGAGAAGCUGUGGUGGAUUUGAAUUAUGGAGGCUAUGACAUACCAAAGGGAUGGAAGUUGUAUUGGAGCUCAUCUUUGACACACAGAGAUCCGAAUUUGUUUAAAGACAGCAAAGAUUUUGAUCCAUCGAGAUUUGAAGGGACGGGACCGAUACCUUACAGUUACGUUCCGUUUGGAGGGGGGCCUCGUAUGUGCUUGGGUAAAGAGUUUGCUCGAUUGGAGAUACUUAUAUUUCUUCACAAUCUUGUCAAAACAUUCAAGUGGGAAUUGGUGAUUGAUAGUGAGAAAAUCAUAUACGAUCCCAUUCCUACCCCUGUCCAAGGCCUUCCGAUUCGUCUUCGACCACAUCAUCAUGCCUAA